Molecule: messenger RNA, 12549 nt
Organism: Amoebophrya sp. A25
Lineage: Eukaryota; Dinophyceae; Syndiniales; Amoebophryaceae
Source: the annotation of a GenBank genome assembly
CACAGCGGAGCGAAAGUGAGCAGAGAAAACAACGUCGUCUGUUGAGGGAGUCCUCUGUUGAGCUCUGAACUUGUUUUCUAGAGCGGGAGUUUGACUAAGCAUCUGUUGAGUUGACAUCGUGAGUAUGAGAGAUGCUUCUGUUGAGUUGACAACGUGAGACUGAGUAGACCUAUAGUAUCUAUAGGUUUCUUCGUUUUCGUUCUUCGUUUUAUCGUGGUGUUUGGGACAAGUUACAUCAUGUAUAAGGAGAACCAACCAUGAUAUUAAAAACCGAUAUUUGUGCAAGUAAAACCAAUUUCAAAAAAAUGAAGCUGGAUGAACAUGCAUUGACAUAACUGAAUGAAUAUUAUCAAGGAAGAUCGAUGAACAAAGUUGUAAGUGUAACAAGAAAAGUAUCUAUAAGUUAUACUGACAUGAUGACACAACUUCAACUUCUUUCCAACCCAAAUCCCUGUAGGAGCUCGUCAAACCCUGAUCAAGUCUCAAUCUUGGGAGAAUCUUUCAGGAAAAGCAAAAGAGUCGAAGAAUAGCGUCUAUCAUUCAACCAAAUCAAGUCAUUCUAUCGAAAGUCAUUCUAUCGAAAGUCAUUCUAUCGAAACUGUAUCGAAAUACUUCUAGAACAAAAAGGUAUCAACAUAUCAAGAGAAGGCAACAUAUCAACAAAAAGGCUCGUAGGUACAUCAACAUCAACACUUACAACCAGUUUGCUAUCCUCAAUCUUCAAACAAGCACCGUCUUCACUACAACAACGAAAGAUGGUCUUCUGCGAUCCGACGCCCCUCGGCGUUGCCCGCGGCGCUGCCUGCUUCCUGGCCGUUAUGCUACUACAAUGCUGUAAUUUUUAGUAGUCGUGAUAGAGAUACUAGUGCUAAAGACUUAUUUAUUUGUCCUGCGUGCUCUCCACCUCCAGCAAACUCUGUUGAUUUCACUACUACUAAUAAAAACUCUACUUCUACUAGUCUUAAUCGGCUCUUUCUUAAUUUCACUACUACUAAUACGAACUCUACGAGUGCUUGUCCUCUGCUGCAGCAACCUCUUUUAUCUCUCACUCUCUUCUAGUAGAGGUAGAGUACUACUGUGCAACCCCGUGAAUCGGUUGACUUCUCAAUGGUUAUAUUAUGCUUCAAGGUCGUUGCGACAGCUUCGUGCUCCACUACCACUACAACUAGUCCCGCUCGUGCUUAACUAGUAGACUGAACGGUAAUUAUACCGAGAUCCUCAGUCCCUUUCCCUGCAAGAGACGUCAUGCCUCAUUGUAAUAGACGUAAUAUCUAAAUCCCCUUUGAAUGGACGUAAUGCCUCAGAGGUCCCUCUCCUCCUGUACUACCUGGCCCCUCCCUCAGUCCCUCUCCUCUUGCAAUAUUGGCAAAUCGACGAGUCUAGAUAGACGAAGUAACUUCAUCGAUCUGUAGGGUAUAAGUAGAAACGUUAGCUGCCUUAGGCUCGGGCGGGUCUAGAAGUAAUUUAAGUUUAAUGAUUAAUUUUGAAUUCCUCUUGUUCUAAUCCUCGUUCCUAAUACAUCAAUACUCCCCUUGUUCUAAUCCUUGAACUUGCGGUUCGUCGUUCUUCACCUGUGAUGGUGGUAACUCGAUGACGGAGGGGUGGGCGAAGUUUGUGAAGGUCACCUUUCGACCCGGCUAUGCCGCCAGGACGGGACGCGGACAUUUUGAUCUUGAAUUUAUGGCAGUCUGCACUGAACUUUGUCGUGAACUGCUAGAGAAGCAACAUCAACUUGAAUCUGUCCUCGUGUGAAGACAGAGGACCAAUUUUAUCUUUAGGUAAAGAACAAAUAAUUAAUAUGAAGAGAACCAAUUUCAUCUUCUAAUGAAAACAGUGCUGGCACUCCGCUCAAUGCGGCUGGCGAGCCGAUGGACUCGGAAAGUGGAGCCGCCAGUUUCGCGAAAGCUUCCUCUGCACUCUCAGCAGGUGGAAAGUUAAGGCUCUUUGUUCACCUGCUCCCGCUGGACUUCUGCUUUGAUCAUCUAUUCAGAACAAAUUUUAGGUGCUGUUACUCGUCUUCAUUUUAGUAUGUAUCUUCAUGAACAGGACGAGGACGAGUUGAGGUAGACAGAAAAUAAUGAGAAGUUAAAUGUAUAGUAUCUUCAUCAACUCUCGAAUGGACUUAUUUACUAGUAGUACUACUACUUCUGUAAAUUCUUCAACUUCAUGAACAGUAGACAUGAGAGAAGCAGACAGGAUAAAUCUUUGUGGCCUUUCAUCAUGUAGCAGCUAGAAGUUGUUCGAUAGGGCUUAACCAUUAGCGCCAAGUGACUUAACCAUGGUCACCACCACCAUCCGGACCACCACCAUCCCCACCACCACCACCAUCCUGGCCACCAUCUAAUGCCUGGGCCCUACGUGGAGAAGAUCUAUGACAAUCCAGACAACGAUGCCAACGUGAGCAAGAUGCGUUUUGCUACCUUGGAGGAUGCCUGCAUUUCUUUCACGGAUGAAGUUGAACUGGUAUCUCUUGAAGCUCUUCACUUUAUUCAUGUCUGAUAGAUCUUCUCCACUUUGUAGUUUAUUCGGAGCUAGGGAUAUGCUCAAACUCAAUCAUCCAGAACAACAGCAUGCUAUUGCAACGAGAAAACCAUCAUAACUCCUCCUUCCCUCCUCUAGAUUUCGGACGGUACCCCAUGAAUGGGCUCACGACUACUUCUACUACCACUACUCCUACUACUUCUUCUACUACUGCUACUCAUGUCGGACGAGUGUAAGGAUUUAGUAGGAAUUAUCUCGCCAUCCGUCGGGAAGAUGUAAAAUAGCAUCACACUUUUUUGUUUUCAAACACGGACGAAGUUCUUCAACUGGUAACUAUUUUGAGUAGAGGCAACAACUACAACACAAUUUUUGUUGUUGUAGAGCAAGCUUGUUCGUUGUAGAUACACAGAUCCUCGUCCACUAUCUAACUUGUAUUUACAUCAUAGUUAACAUUCAACAUCUUCAGAUGUACAUGUGCGUAGGCUUCUCUCAUUUCAGGCACUGUUCUCUUCGCUCCUUAGUAUAGAUAGUAUACAUGUACCAGGGAGGGAUGCCCACGCUAUGAAUGGAGUGGCGGCGGCGUCCGCGCGCCCUUUUUUUCGCUGUGGUGACAUGCAAGGACUCACGGGGGGAAAGCCUCAAAAGGCGGAGCCGGAGGCCCCUGGCGGCUCUCCGCGUGUACCCCAAAGGCGUCCUGACUCUUGGACCCUAUCAAAGGGACGGCCUCCGGGGAAAGAAGGCGGCCAAGGCCACGACCGCGAGGCCUGGCCCCUUUGGCCCUCAUGGGGGAAGCAGGGGCCAAACUCCUCCAGUGAGGCCCCCGCACGCGGGAGGCAUGUAGGGCGCAUGCAACACGGCAAGGGGGUCUUGCCUUGCCACCGUUGCCAGGUCUGUAGGGUACACGCAACACGGCAAGGGGGUCCAGUCUUGCCUCCUUUGCCAGGUCUGUGCGGGAAAGUGCAGCGCGGCAAGGUGGUCCAGCCCUGCUGCCUUUGCCAGGUCUGCCGGGUACAUGCACCACGGCAAGGGGGUCGCUCAGCCUUGCCACCUUGGCCAUCUUCGGAACCCUUCGGCCCCUGGCUUUCGGUGCUUCAACGGCCUCAGGGAUGGGGCCUCUGUAGGGUCCAGGCAAGAAGCGGGAAGGGGUCGGGGGAGGGCGCUCGGAGGCCUUUGGGAGGCCUUCUUGCCCGGCAGUCUCUCGAGAAAAAGGGCCUGAGGCUGGAGCCCCCCCAUCAAAAAGUUGGACGGACCGGGGGGGCCUUCAGCCUUGCGCCCUAGAACAUGCAUAGGCCCUCGACGUCCACUAUCUAACUAGUACCUCUAUACGCCAUGGCUUUCGUGGUCUGUUCAAUUUUCUUUCUUUCUUAGUUAGGUCUCUCCUACACCUCACCUCGCCUAACUAGUUUUGUACAUCAUAGUUAUUCUUACUCAACAUCUGUUCGCAUCUUACCCGGUCCUCCACAUCUACAAUCCUCCACACCUACAGCACAACAGUAAGACACUGGCUGCUCUGACCUCGGUCAACCCGGAAGAUUAUGAAUGGGUGAAGAAGAAUAGUUAAUUUCUUCUAUGCCCCAUAAUUGGGCACACGACUACCACUAAUACUAGACUAGUAGUGUUCUUUUUGGCCCAUGAUCAUAAAUGAUGCUCGCAGGGACCAUUUUAUAGUACUUCUACUGAUUCAUGAGUUUCCAACGAAGUAGGUACUACUACGACUUCGCACUACUAUCAUGGGCUACCGAAGUACUUCUACGACUGAUUAAUGGGCUAAUUGACUAAUUCCCGUGCACUUUUCUGGAGGAGGAGGCGGGGCCGCGUUAAGGGGGUGCCCCCUGCAGCCCCCUGCGAGCCUCCUGGCUGUUCCGCAGCAGUUCCGGAGCUGCCCCGCAGGGUGCUUCCGAGGGGCUCGCAUGAGCGCGGGCAGGGCCCAGCGCAAAACCCUCCUGGGAUGUUCCGUAGCUGUUCCGCAGCUGUUCCGCACCUGCCUCCUGCGUGUCUCAGUUUGGCAGGCCUCCUGCGCUGCUCCUGGGUGCUCUUGGCUGUUCCGUGGCGUGUUCCGCAGCUGUUCUGUAGCUUGUUCCGCCGUUGCUCUUCGGGGGAGUGUGCUGCAGCUGCUCCGCAGAGGGUUCCGUGGCUUUUCUGCAGAGUGUUCCGCGGCCGUUACCUCCGUGGUGCGUCUUGCAGAGUAUUCUGCCACGGGUUCGCCGUUUUUGCCCGUAAUUACACGGGGAGCGCCUCUGCGGGGGAGAGGGCCGCGCGCAGGAGGCACCGGUUGAGAACCGUGCCGACGAGGAUGAAUGCGGCGGCGGGCGUCGCUGUCGGCCGCGGGCACCUCCCCGUCCGCCUUGCCUCUCCAACCAUCUCCCGCCCUCCCCGUGCCUCCCCUUCCGUCUCCUCUCUCCUCCCCUCUUCGUUCUCUCUGCUCCCCUUCCUUGCCCUUGCCUUAUUCUCGCCUCCCUUUCCCUUCUUUCCUCCUCUCCCUCCAGAAAUAGCCCCCAGCGGCGCGCGUAGCGCGACGCCCGUAGUCCUCAAUCAUAGUAAUAUGAAUAAUAUACGCAGACAGGAUGCGAGGCUUUUGUCUUAGUCGUAAAGCCAUUUCUUUGGGACCUUUCUAAAAAACGACCAAGAAGCCGAAUCUACGAGGUGGGAAUCCGAAUACAGGAAACCAGGAGUGCUGCAGUGGGGUCAUCGACGGCGACGGAUCUGGAGUCCAUACAUUAAGGCUUCUACUUUCUACUCCCCAUUAUUCCCCUUUUCUCUUUGCAUUUCGUUAGCCUACUACCACAGCUUCUUGGGUUAGUUACUACCACUACUACUAGGCUGAUCUUGAAUUUGAAUUAAAAAAGCUGCCAGGUUGCAGGAAGCUUACGCAUGAUUUGUGCAAGUUAAAAGUCAGUUACUCACUUGUAGCUAAUGCAAUAAUUCAUUCGAUAAUUAUUUGGCAGUGAGGGAAAAGGCGGUGACAAUGGGACACUCGUAGCUUGCUUCAUCAGUAUCUCAUCUAUUCUGGUUGGUUACUCGCUUAUUUCAGUUUUUCGAAUAUGCUACUGAAGAGUCAGAGUGUUCCUAUCUCACACUUACGCUUACCAGUUCAUCUACUUGAUUAUUAUAUUAACAGUCGCACUAGACUGCUGAAUUGUUGAUGUUGAAAUAUUAAGCAGCCAGAUCACUGGCAGCGCCCGAGAUAUAGUUAGCUACAUAAUUGGUUUUGGCUACCAUUCUACUGGCAAGGCUAUUCCUUGUCCUUAAUUGAUCGGAAAAGUCUAAUCCUCUCAUCAUCAUACUAAGUCGGACGUUACUGCUAACAAUUGUAUGAUGUAUCGCAUGUUCCUCUAAUGCGUGUCGGCUUCUAUCGUGGGAAUUACGGGGUGAUGGGCAAGUUGAAAAAAUGGGUAUGUACAUACAUUGACAGUUACCUCUCACUCUGAGAGUGACAUCUUAAGUCUACUUUUCCUUAUGUUUGUUGACUCAGUACCUCUCAACUUAAUGGUACGAGCAUAAUGUAGGGAACAAGAUUAUUUUCAUCCUUUGACUUUUAUCAUCCAAAUGGCGAAAUCUAUCCAAAACGACUCGAGUGCCACAAAAUGUCGACCCCAAUUAUUUCAGGGUCUUGUUGGGGUCGGGGGCCUGAUCGUCGGUACUGCGGCUGCUGGUGCGAUUGCGGCGACUGGAGGUGGCGCUGGAUCGGAAGUGUUGGCCUUGGCCUUAUGACGAUGUUUAAUUUUUGUAAAAGACGAGGAAGAGGAAGAGGAUGUUUGUUGAAUAUAAAACUUCUAAGAGAUGUAACUAACUAUUAUUUCUAGGAAAGAGAAUAGAAUUACUUGUAUACGGAGAAGUUUGUAGCACGCAUGGCGCCUGGAGUGCAUGGGGCGCAGAUCUCGAAGGGACGCAAGAAGCGCCCCGUCAGCUCCAUGCGAUCCAUGCACUCCAUGCCAUGCGAGCUGGCAAACAUUAGCAAACUACUCUACUCUGUUGUAAAAACUAGCUGGCUAUUAAGAAUAAGAGACUGCCUGUCACUGACGGCGACGAGGAUGCUGAAUAAAAAAUUUGUUCUAGAAAUGAAGAACAGCCGGUGUAGUGUAUGGUAGGGUUACUCUUGAGGAGGAGAUCCUACCAUGUCAAAAAUGCACGUAAUAGGCCUUGAACCCAUGUGAUUACGACCUCUUUUCACCUCUGAUGAAGGCCACAAACCUGAGGAGACCCCGCGGAAGCCCCACCCAUGUCUCGCGUUAGGGAAAAAUGGGAACGGUCACCCGCAUCGUUCCCCCAGAGGUAACGCGCCACACCUCGACCACGACCCAGGCAGCGGAGGAGGGAGAGGAAAAAUAACCUGCCCUGAGGGCCAUACCUCUGCAAUUUCACCAGAGAGAGAACUCGCAAAAAAGGACUCCCCAGCCGUCGCUACCUAGGAGAGGGAUCGCUUGAGAGAGAACACAAGGAAGGGACCGACCUGCUGCGGAGAAGAGAGACUUUGCAAACUGUGGCGGCAAUUGGUGCGCGAAGUAGAGAAUAGAAGGAGGCAAGCUAUCUGCGACGGAGAGAGACUGAGCACACCGUGGCGGCUUCUCGGUGUGAAAAGUUGAGAGCACAGUAGGAGGAGAGAGCCAGAGAGGCUGAGCAACGGUGGCCCCCUGGCGUGCGUGAGAAAUGCGCCUGUUACCCCUUGCGAGAGCGAGGACAGAGACCGUUCGGCCCCCGAGAGAAGCCGAGAGACCGCGCGAACAGGAAAGGAGAGACACAACCGGCGCAAAGGGAAAGGAAAACUAAGCGCGAGUGUCCGUGGGCGAGGACCUACGCCGCAGCGACCUCUGCCGGAGAGACCACCAGGAGACACAGCGAGCUUUCCUGUGAGCGAGGCCUUACCGCAGCCGCGCACCCUCACGCAGCCGCGCACCCCCACGCAGCCGCGCGCCUCCACGUAACCGCGCACCCCCACGCAACAGCGCAUCUCCGCGCAACCGCGCACCCCCACCCUACCGCGCACCCCCACGCAGCCGCGCACCCCCACGCAGCUGCGCACCUCCACGCAACUGCGCACCCCCACGCAACCGCGCACCCCCGCGCAACCGCGCAUGACCUCCACGCAACCGCGCACCCCCACGCAAGCGCGCACCCCCACGCAGCCGCGCUCCGCCACGCAACUGCGCACCCCUACGCAACUGCGCACCCCUACGCAACCGCGCACCCUCACGCAACCGCGCAUCCCCACGCAACCGCGCACCCCCAAGCAACUGCGCACGCCCACGCAACCGCGCACCCCCACGCAACCGCGCACCCCCAUGCAACCCCGCACCGGCCUCCACGCGACCGCGCACCGACCUCCAUGCAACCGCGCACCGACCCCCACGCAACCGCGCACCGACCUCCAUGCAGCCGCGCACCGCCACGCAGCCGCGCACCUACACGCAACCGCGCACCAUGCAAACGCGCGCCACGCAAUAAAUGCGCACCAUGCAGCCGCGCACCACGCUUGCGACCCACCGACCGCGCACCACGCAGCCUCGCGCCCCACGCCUAACAAACCUGUAGUGUAGGUAGCGAGCGACACGCACGCACCACGAUGGGGGGGCAACCUUGAGACAGCUUAGGGGCUUACAAUACACACAGGCUUCCCAGCUGGAAGGAGCGACCUGGACCGACCCACCCGGCCACAGAGUAACCCGGGCCGCGCCUUACAGUGCAGGCGGCUUGGCUUCGUUGAACAAUACAACGGCGAGCAGAGGGGCCCGUCUGAGUUUGCCGAAAAUAUGCUCGAGGCAGGCUGAGACGAGCCCCGAGCCCCCCUGCCUGCCCCUCCUUAGAUCGGCCCGCAAUCCGUGCUGGCCUUACGCUUGCGGGUGAGGACAUCUGGCGCCAUAUGCGCCGCCUCAAGCCAAGACCUCUCGGGGGGUUGUACUCCUGCAGCUUCGUCGACGCGCCACCUAUCUACGCCCUCGUUUGGGACAAAUAGGUAUGCUCCAGCCCCUCAAUCUAACUUUUUGAGGGGGGGCCUCCCGCCCCUGGCCCUUUUCCUCGAGGGACGGCCGGGCGGGAAGGCCUCCAAAAGCCCACCUCUGACGCCUUUGCGCUUCUUGCCUGGACCCUAGUACAGCGCCCCCACCCUUGUGGCUGCCGUUGAAGCAUCGAAGGACGGCUGGGGGUGCAACGCUUCCGAAGGUGGCAAGGUUGGGCCCCUUUGGCUUGUUGCGGCUUGUUGUGUGUUUGUACCCUACAGACCUCCGUCCAGGGUUCGGGCUCUUCACUGGGGGAGUCUCUUGGGAGGUGGCAUCCCGUCUCACCUGAUCGGUGGGUUUACAUCAUCGCCAGCCUCUUGGGAGGUGAAAGGCCUCCGAGGGAAGCAGGUGGCAAGGCUUGACCCUUUGCGGCGUGCUGCAUGUAUCUGACAGAACCCCGGCGGGCACGCCUUGCCCCCACUCUUCCCCGCCUUUGGGCGUUUGGUGGUGGCGGACGAGGGCCAAAGGGGCCAGGCCUCGCGGCCGUGGCCGCCUUCGGCGGCCUUCUCCCCCCGGAGGCUGUCCCUCUGGCAACCAAGGUCCAAGAGUCGGCACACGCGGAGAGCCGCCAGGAACCUCCCUCCGGCCCCGCCUUUUGAGGCCUUGGCCCCCGGGGGUCCUUACUUACAUGUCACCACCGCAGAAGAAAGGGCGCGCGGACGCCGCCGCCGCUCAAUCCACAGGCGGGGAGCCUCCGUAAGUUGGGCCGAACGCCGUAGAGCUGUCCAAAUUCGUCCCCCCGCGUAGCCUCCUCGCUUUCAGGGUGGUUCCCUAUUAUAAGAAAGGGCGGCGUCGCGAUCAGUGGCCCGUGGAUCGAUCGGCGCGACCCGUGGUCUGUGGUUCGAUCAGUGAUCCACGGGUCGGUCAGUGAUCUGGGGAUCGAUCAGUGCCCCGGGGAUCGAUCAGGGAUCCGCGGAUCGAUCAGCGAUCCGCGGGUCGAUCAGUGACCCGCGGACCGGUCAAAAAUUCCCGGGUCGGUCAGUGCCCCGGGGAUCGAUCAGUGGCCCGUGGGUCGCUCAGUGGCCCGUGGAUCGAUCCGGGGCCCGUGGAUCGAUCAGGGGCCUGGGGAUCGAUCAGGGGCCCGUGGAUCGAUCAGGGGCCUGGGGAUCGAUCAGGGGCCUGGGGGUCGAUCAGUGACCCGCGGAUCGAUGUCGAUCGGUGAUCCGUGGGCCGAUGUCGGUCCAUGAUCCGUGGACCCCUCCGUGAUUCCUUGAUCGAUCCGUGAGUCCUUGAUCGAUCCGCGGACCGAUCAAGGAAACGCACACUGUUUCGCGCUGCGUCACGCUUGAAAUUGAAAACAGAAAUCUCGUCCAUCCCCGAGACUCUCGGCGUCCCGCGGUGGGCGAUGGGCGUCACGCGUCACGAGCAGCUCUACGGCGUUCCGUAAGUCCCACGGGGAGCCCCCGCCCCUGGAGCAUCUGGCCGACCUCUCUCUUUGUGUUCGUGGUCAGAUCUACGGACCCCUGCCCCUCUAGUACUUCUUACCGAUUACUGCCCGAAGAGGUAAGUCAGCCAGUCAAUCAAUCUUCAAGCGACGGCCUACUUCAGUACAUUGAUUGUAGUACAUUUAGAGAGAUAAUCUAAAACUAAAUCAUCUAUAUUUGAUUAUACUUUUCUUCACAUGCUGAUGCUGCAAGCAGCACCCUCGGGGAAAUGGCGACGACUGCGGCUCACCAAGUGCUUAAGGCAGCAAAACGAGACAGCUUCUAUCUUUUUUGAAGUCGUUUUUUUCUACGUUGAUGUAUAUGUCCAUCAUGUGGUGACUUUUCAUCAACAUCAAUCCUUGCUGUCGGGAUUUUUCUAUUUUUCCUCAUCCACUUCGAAGUAUUUCAUCUAUAAUUACUUAUUUCAAGAAACAUCAAUUUAGAUUUUAUCACUUCUACGCUCAUCUUUGUCAAAGGAGAAGGCUCGAUAGACGGUUAUCUAUCCGUCUCCUAAUUAUGAUGAUAAUACGCUCAUCUUGCUUUCACUCACUUUUGUUGUCAAUUUCUUCUGUAUUGUGAGUCAUCGCGGCAACCUCCUCUUGGUCUAUUAAAGUUUCCCAGCCGCCUCUUGGUCUAUUAUUUAAAGUUUCAGCACAACCUCCUCUUGGUCUAUUAAAGUUUCCCAGCCUCCUCUUGGUCUAUUAAAGUUUCAGCACAAGCUCCUCUUGGUCUACAAAAGUUUCACAGCCUACUCGUCUUGGUCUGUUAAAGUUUCAUAGCCUCCUCUUGGUCUAUUAAAGUGCACGUCGUGUUGCAUCCUUUUGCCCUAAACGCACGACGUGUACUUUAUGAGAGGCCGUACACGGCGUGGCUGUCAUGCUAAGCGUCUACUCGUAGGCCCAAUCCGACUCGACUAACAUCGUCGCCAUCUUUCUUUCGUAAAACCUGUUGAGACCCGUCAUAAUCCGUAUCUUUCUUUUGAGACCCCUCUAAAGUGUAAGCGUUUGCUGAGAAAGCGGGUGAGGUCAUCGGAAAUACGUAUAUGGUCUAUACUGCUGCGGCCCUUGUUAUUGCUUAUGAUAAAUGACAAACAGCCUGCUCGUCCAACUUCAAGUACAGGGUUAGUAGUGUUGCCACUUCUUCAUCAGAGUUUCUCGCUGGUCUAUUUGGAUUGACAAAAUGAACGUGACAGACUAGUUUGUGUCAAGAUUGGGCACGCUACUCCUACUACUCCUACUACUACUCCUACUCGUCUAGGGGCUGGCGUCAAUGAGAGCUACUUGAUAUCAGGGAUCGCUACUUGAUACCAAUGAGUGCUCGACACAGCACCUCGUGAAAAGGUAGCAAGAAUUUGAACACUCACUCCAUGUUUUUGUAGUUUGGUUUUCUUUCCAUAGAUAUACGAAUAGUACCUUCUUGACUACAUUCUCUAACACUCUCCGUCUAUUUUUGGGGGGCUCAAGUCGUUGAUGCCAGGAACUCCUACUGCACUCGAGUUACGGCAAAGCAACAAACAGCAACCUAACUAAACUAGUGGUCUAUUCAUCCGGUCUUCUGCUUCCCCAGCAGGAUGUAAGAAAGUGUUUGAUUGUUCAAUUUUGGCUCCAUAAAUGAUGAGAGAUUUUGGUUCCAUUAAUUGUCAGCAUGAUAAGAGAUUUUGGCUUCAUAAAUGAUUAGCAUAAGCGUUGAUCUUGUGCUACUUGGUAAGUGAAGAGACUUUUCCAACCAAGGAAGAUGACAACUUGGAGCCGAACUUGGAGGUUCCUUUUUAGUUACCUUGCUCUUUGGAAGUCGCUUCUUCUUGGAGGUCCCUUUUUAGUUACCUUGUUCUUUAGUCCCGACGAGGUAACGAAAAAGAUGCCUCCAAUUCGACCAAGGAGAGAUGGAUGGAAAACCAAGUACUGCACAACUUCUGUGUUCGAUGGAUGAUCUUUCAUUGUCCAAUGUUCUUGAAAAAUGGGCUAACAACUACUCCUGCUACAGCUCGUCCCCUUGAAUGGGUAUUAUUUACUACUACUAAUAGUAUACUUCAUACAGUACCAAUGAUCAUAGCAUAAUACUACCUAGUGAUACAACUACCAGCACUUCUAUUUCUCCUUCUAAUAAGAACCGACAAGUUUGCGUGGAAAGAGGAAGGCUCGCCGUGUAUCAGAAGAAUCUCGAGCAUGGCGGGUUUGAAAAAAAGCAAAUUAUGCCUAUCAACAGUGUUGUAAUUCCACGUCACAACUUCUACCCCAUCCAAUAAUACAGUCUGAGUAGAAGGUAUCUUGUUAGUACUCAAAUGACAUUACAGAUACCUUACAAAAUUAAUACAGUCUUUGUACAGUCAGUAGAAGGUGUCUUACAAAUUUAUUACCUUGCAGAUAUUACCUUACAAAAUUACACUAAGUAGAAGGUUCUAAAAUCUGUGGAGGGCACUUGCAUGCCGAAGACGUUGGUCGACAAGGAGAAAAAGCCGACUAAGGUGAUGGCAUGCGUUCUGCCGAAGGAGGAGGCGGAGCAGCAACCGACAGAUUAAGGGUUGAAAGUUGACCUUUCGCUCUCUAUGAGCACAUGAUCUAUGACCUCCCUUUCAAGUAGUAAGAAAGUCAUAGAUAUGCCAGCUAGGUCGGUCAACUUUCAACCUCUAAGAAGAAGCCGGGUCAUCGUAA